CCCACACACGCAGUCACACCACCUGCCAGGAGACCCACAUAACCACUCCUGACUGAGCUGGAGCAAACAUUAUGAUAGAAGUUUUCCAGCAACACAAGAAGAAUCACUAGAUCCGGUCUGUGCUGCUCUGAGACCAGCUGCAAGAUAAGUGUCACUCCUGAACAGUAUUCUGAACACUGUGAAUCCUCUGCGUUUGUGGGCGAACCAGAAAUAUUGUGAAAGGAGGAACUCUGAUAAAACGAGGCACAAAAAGAAGCUGUCGCCAAAUCAAAUCAAUGAUGUUUUUGAAAAAGCUUCUGCGUUUCGGGAAACAGCUGCUAAGGUUGAAGGUUGUCGACUGCAACUCGGAGGAUUCGCGACUCUCCCGAUGCUUGAACACAUUUGACCUGGUGGCUCUUGGUGUGGGCAGCACCUUGGGAGCUGGGGUGUAUGUCCUCGCUGGAGCCGUGGCCCGAGAAAACGCAGGACCAGCCAUCGUCCUGUCAUUCCUCAUCGCAGCCAUGGCCUCAGUGCUCGCGGGCCUCUGUUAUGCAGAGUUUGGGGCGAGAGUGCCGAAAACGGGCUCAGCAUACCUGUACAGCUAUGUGACUGUUGGGGAGCUGUGGGCCUUUAUUACUGGCUGGAAUCUUAUACUUUCAUAUGUAAUAGGUACAUCAAGUGUCGCCCGAGCUUGGAGUGCCACAUUUGAUGAGCUGAUUGGAAAACAAAUUGAGCAUUUUUGUCGACAGUACAUGUCCAUGAAUGCCCCGGGGAUUCUGGCGGAGUACCCAGAUAUGUUUUCAGUAUUCAUCAUCCUUACUCUCACAGGCCUGCUGGCCUUCGGCGUGAAGGAGUCAGCCAUGGUCAACAAAGUGUUCACCUGCAUCAACGUCCUGGUGCUGUUGUUCAUGGUUGUAUCUGGACUGGUUAAAGGUACACUGAAGAAUUGGCACCUGGACCCUGAUGAGAUUCUCUAUGGAACCAAUUCCACCAUUAACGCUACACAGCCCCUGCCAUCAAAAGAGAUUCUGGGUGAAGGUGGGUUCAUGCCUUUCGGCUUCACAGGGGUCUUAUCAGGGGCAGCUACCUGCUUUUACGCCUUCGUUGGGUUCGACUGUAUUGCAACUACAGGUGAGGAGGUGAAGAACCCCCAGAGAGCCAUUCCCAUUGGCAUCGUCUCCUCCCUCCUUAUCUGUUUUGUAGCAUACUUUGGUGUAUCGGCAGCCCUCACCAUGAUGAUGCCGUAUUACAUGCUGGAUAAGAACAGCCCUCUUCCCGCGGCCUUUAAGUACGUUGGCUGGGAAGGAGCCACAUACGCUGUGGCGGUAGGCUCCCUUUGCGCCCUGUCUACCAGCCUGCUUGGCGCCAUGUUCCCCAUGCCCCGUGUCAUCUGGGCCAUGGCUGACGAUGGCCUGCUCUUCAAAUUCAUGACUGGGAUCAACGAGAGAACAAAAACACCCAUACGCGCCACUAUAACAGCAGGCAUUGUCGCAGCUAUUAUGGCUUUCCUGUUUGACCUGAAGGACCUGGUUGAUCUGAUGUCUAUAGGAACUCUUUUGGCCUACACGCUGGUCGCUGCCUGUGUUCUAGUACUCAGGUACCAGCCCGAUACGUUUCCUCCAACAUAUCACAUAGCCAACACACCGGACGAGAUGGAAAUGAGCGAGACCAUAAGUACACCUAGCAUGGGGAUUCUUCCCGGCAUAGAAGAGCGUUUCAGCUUCAAAACACUGCUCUUCCCCAACAUCACUGAGCCCUCCAACCUUUCAGGCUACACUGUUAACAUCUGUGCGAGUCUGCUUGGUCUGCUGAUCUUCAGCUUUAGUCUGUUGGCCGUCCUGGGUGGAAGUGCAGUGUGGAAUAUUGUCAUCCUCAGUGUCCUGUUCAGCAUUUGUGUCAUAGUCACAUUUAUCAUCUGGAGACAACCUCAGAGUAAAACCAAGCUCUCUUUUAAGGUUCCUUUACUUCCAUUCAUCCCAGUGGUCAGCAUGUUUGUCAAUGUGUACCUGAUGAUGCAGCUGGACAGGGGUACCUGGGUACGAUUUGCCAUGUGGAUGUCUAUAGGACUCAUAAUCUACUUUGGCUAUGGAAUCUGGCACAGCACUGAAGCCACACUGGCCCAUUCCAGUAUGGAAGAGGAACUGAGUGUGUACAAACCCACCUGCAGUCUAAACAGGGACAGUGUGACCCCGGAAAAGGAGGCUUUCCUCUGUAACGGUUCACGAGUUGACGAAGAUCUCUAAUAUGAAACAGUGUUACAUUAUUUGCUCAAACUUUGCAUGAAAGCACAUCGCCGGGAGGUUGUGAGGAGCACAGGCCGUUGGAAUUGAAUCAGAUGGAGCUCAAUGAUCCUUUUAACAAUCUCAUUUCCUUGUCAAGAAGUCUAAGAGCUUUGUAAAGUGCACACUACACAUGGGUGGAAGUAUUUGAUUAUUCUCACAACUCGAUGGUUUUGUUUCCUACUUCAGAAAUCUUGAAGAAGCCAAAACAGGCACAGGACCUUUUAUUGAAUGAUUGUGGAGUCAAAAAAAAAAAAACUAAAAAAAGAAAAGAAAAAAAAAUUGUAGGCAUCUGUAAGCUGCAGUAUUUUUUGUUGAUGGCUGCUUUUGAUAAAUGAUCUAAUUGAACUUGUGCCUUUUGUCUUACUAUUGCAAUUAAACUAAAUCUUGGAUGUCAGGUUUAGGGUUUUACGUUUCUGAACGCACCUUUACUAGAAAAAGAAAUCAAAUCAUGCUUGACUUUUGUGCUGAAUUUGUAGUACUUUCUACUGUCUGAGGUCCCAUUUAAGAACCUUUUCCGACUGGUUUGAACUGCCCAGAUCCAGAAUUUGUAGGUUAUUUCUGGUCCACCCAGAUUAGAUCUUCAGGUAGUACUGCCACCUGCUGUUGUGGUCGGGCAGUCACCAGGGUUAGUUGCUUUUAUCAGUCACAGUGCUGGCUACUGUGUAUUUUAUGUUGAUAUCUAGAUGUAUGUUUUGGUCAUUUAUGGUGUAAGGACAUAUAUCGCACUGUAUUUAUGUCAGUCAAAAUAUUUUACAAAUUAAAAAUUAGUCUAAAGAGUUUUGGAAUCAUUUAUUUUAUCCCAGAGGUAGUCUACCAAAGAUUAGAAUAAUUAAGAUUAUAGAUUAUAUGUUAUAUAUUUAUAUGUUCUAGUUAAACUUCUUCCCUUAUUCUUACCUGCUGAAGCAGCACAUUGAUGAAUCAUACAGACCUGAUGCUUCUCAAUCAAUCCAUCCAUCAAUCAAUCAAUCAAUCAAUAUUCUAUCUUUCUUUGUUGAAAUUCCAUUGAUUAAGUGAUUUGUAAAUGGCAAAUCAUGCUCUUUUUAAUGCUGAAAAGUAAUGUAUGUGUAGAGUUGUUUGUUAACUUUUUUGAUUACACAGAUUUUAGUAGAUUACAAUGUUUUCUUAUCAUAACUGAUUGUGUUGCUGUUUGUGAAUACAUUUCACAUGGUUGUUUUGAGCUCUUGAAACUUUCCAGUUACAAUUUAGAAUGAAAUUGCUUACAUGUAUAUUCAUAUAAAUGCUCAACUGCUUGAAUAGUUGCAUGAACACAUAUGAAUAAAUAAUACAAUAUGAAUAAUACAUUUGUAAUGAGGCAAAUAGUAAAAAUAAUAACAAAUAA
Molecule: messenger RNA, 3600 nt
Organism: Carassius auratus (goldfish)
Lineage: Eukaryota; Metazoa; Chordata; Actinopteri; Cypriniformes; Cyprinidae
Product: high affinity cationic amino acid transporter 1-like
Exons: 12
Coding region: 276-2222 (648 amino acids)
Biological process (GO): L-arginine import across plasma membrane; L-ornithine transmembrane transport
Cellular component (GO): plasma membrane
Molecular function (GO): L-lysine transmembrane transporter activity; L-arginine transmembrane transporter activity; L-ornithine transmembrane transporter activity
Source: RefSeq, a predicted model, not a curated record